UUUUCCUCUCAUUUGUUAGUUUUUUCAAACCCUAACCAAAACUCUUUUCACUCGGUUCGGGUUCAUUAUCCGAUGUACGGAUCGGAGAACAACCGUGAAGAUUCGGAGCGAACGGCUUUCCGACGAACGGAGAAGAAGUACAAGCUCUACUAUGAUAACAAUGCUUCAUCCAAGAACAAAAAGAAUAAACAACCGAAACCGGUGGACUUAACGGAGGUACUUGACUUCAGAUCAAUUCUAGAAUGCCAUAACCGCAACGCUGAGCUUCCUCAAGGUGUUGUUGUUCUUCAGGACAAAUUCAGUUCUCCAGUGUUCUCUUUGCAAAAUCACCCUGGCUUUUAUUUUAUACCUGGGGCAUUGAGCAUAGAGAAACAAUGUGAUUUGAUAAGGGAGAGUUUAACUGAAUUUCCGCAGCCACCUAACAGAACAAAUCACAAUGCCAUAUAUGGUCCUAUACACGAUUUGUUUGUUGCGGCCAAAGAAGGGAAAGUUUUGGUUGAAGAGAAAUCUCCAGUUACUUCGCAUGAAUGUAGUUCUGAUUUGGAUUGUAGGGAUGGUGAGGAAUGGAAGUUUUUCACGGAAAAGGAAGCGUCCUUAAGAAAAAGCAGAUCAGUUUCUGGUUCUUCUUUGCUGCGAAAGUUGCGAUGGAGUACCCUUGGACUACAGUUUGAUUGGUCCAAUCGAAAUUAUAAUGUGUCUCUCAAACAUAACAAAAUCCCUGAAGCACUAUGUGAGCUCGCCAAACAAUUAGCAAAACCUGCAUUACCUGCUGGAGUUGAAUUCCAGCCUGAAGCUGCGAUAGUAAAUUACUUUGCAUCAGGGGACACACUGGGUGGCCACCUUGAUGAUAUGGAAGCAGAUUGGAGUAAGCCCAUAGUUAGUUUAAGCUUGGGCUGUAAAGCCAUUUUUCUAUUGGGAGGAAAAUCUAGAGAGGAUGCUCCCCUAGCGAUGUUUCUUCGAAGUGGGGAUGUUGUACUCAUGGCUGGAGAAGCAAGGGAAUGCUUUCAUGGUGUUCCUCGGAUCUUCGCCGACAAAGAAAAUGCUGAGAUAGGCCAUCUUGAGGCACAGUUGGCGCACGAAGAUGAUCUUUGUUUCCUAAACUAUAUUCAAACUUCAAGAAUCAACAUCAAUAUCAGACAAGUGUUUUAAGUAAUAUUUUCUUCUUUCAAAAUGAAAUUUUGUUAGAUUAUGAGAAAAGAAAAUAUAUAUAAUUUCUAUUUAAUGUGGAUAUUAUAUCAUGUUCAGCAAACCUUGCGGCAACAUCAACUCAUAACUUAUGCUUGCUUUGUGAUGAUGAGGUCUGCAACUUUCAGAAGCAAUCUAAAUUAACAACUUAUUAUUAACAUCCUGGAGAUAAUGUAUAUCUCAUCUCAUACAUCCCAAAUUAAACAAUGUAAUAAAUUAGCUACCCAUGCCAAGAGCCGUGGAAGAAGUUUAUGGUCGGAGCAAUAGUGUGCACGCAGAAAGAUGGCUAGAAUAAUAGUCGCAUUAGUCACAAUCUUUAACCGCACACGGCUUCUGCCUUGUCGACAAUUGGUUCUCGUUUUAGAUAAACGAUUCUUGAAAAUUUCAACAAAACAAAUCAUGUUUUGCAAAUAACUUUUGUAUGGUCAUGGACUAAUGGUGUAAAAGACAAAAUAAAUGGUCCCAAUAUUUUUUCUGUUA
Molecule: messenger RNA, 1665 nt
Organism: Vicia villosa (hairy vetch)
Lineage: Eukaryota; Viridiplantae; Streptophyta; Magnoliopsida; Fabales; Fabaceae
Product: alpha-ketoglutarate-dependent dioxygenase alkB
Exons: 7
Coding region: 73-1149 (358 amino acids)
Biological process (GO): oxidative RNA demethylation
Cellular component (GO): cytoplasm; nucleus
Molecular function (GO): ferrous iron binding; oxidative RNA demethylase activity; broad specificity oxidative DNA demethylase activity
Source: RefSeq, a predicted model, not a curated record